AUCAUCAUUGGUUGGCAGGAGCAUCGGCUUCUUCCCACAGCCUAUACCGCCAUUGUUAGCACUUGAGAACCCUGCUGCGCUUCCUUAUCCUCACCCACGAGGAUGGCUUCCAUUUCUACUUGGUAUCACAAUCAGUAUUCAACUUGGAAUCGCACUCGUCGUCUACACGCUACUCCUUACCUAGCUCGCACAGAUACCCACACAUCCCGUACUGCUACCUCCAUGGCUCGUACAAAUACACAGGAUGCCGUCAUCAUCAACAUGGAGGAUACCACAACCAAGAAGGAGAAGAAACAGGAGACCCUCUUUGGGCCCAACAUUGGUGUUGUCAGCGCUUCGCCCCAGUGGGCUCAAUCCAUGGGACAGAAGGUUCCCGCAGAUAACGUCUCUUCUCACAUCAUCCAGAACUGGAUUACAAGGAGCAAAGAGCCUUCCCAACCAACAACUACUCUCCAGGCGUUGGUUAAUCUCAAGCGGCCGACGCUCCGCUUGUGUCCUUUGACUAUCUCACCGGGAGAUGAUCCGGAGCAUGUCGAUUCUCACCACCACCACGGCCUGGAAUUCGAAUACGAUUGCGACGCAGCCAAGUGUCGCAUAAACGUCAAUGUGGUGCUACCUGGAGAUCACCCCUUUGCAGAGACCAUAGAUAGCACAGGCUACUCGUGCAUCUCUGUUUUCGAAUCCGUCGUUGACGGAGGUUUUGGUAAAAUGCUCCAGCUAGAAGAAGGUGCAACCCUCGAAUUAGGAAGGUUUGAGCAAAAGCAGACCGAGGCAGAGACCGCCUCUUCCCAGGCGAUCGGAGCCCCCGAGUCAUCCCGAGCAGCAGAUGGCGUUGAUUCCGCUCCUGCUAGCAGCAGGAAUGAACGUGUACGGAAACGCUUUACGGGAUUCAAUUUCCGGAAGCGUUCCGCUGACAGGUCUGUGUCAGGACCUGCACUUGCCGUCGUUGAUGUAGAAGCAUCUGCGCCCACCGUUGAAGGAAGUAAUGAGAAGGAGAAUAAAGAGGACUUGGAGGACGGUGUCCGGGUCACUAUCCGGUUGUCGGCGUUGGACGAGGAUGGUAUUGACCUGGCUGUGGCUAACGAGCAAGUAACAUACCUCCAUGUCGUCCGUUUUGGCGCUCCUCCCGAGGACGAAAAAGAUGACUCUAGGCCUUGGGUCGUCAAGGUCGUGAAGCGUGAAGCCACAAUUGGACCUCACACAUUCCAGCUGCACGAGAUUUACGGUCUUUCCUCUCAGUCUACCUCAUCCUCUCAACCACAGGCGACUUCUCCCGCUGCGGACGCACACACUUACCCGCCCGCGUCUGCACCCGCAGCGCCUGUGCACGAAGAUGAGCCAUCAUCCGAGUGUUUACUAUGCCUUUCUUCCCCGCGUGAAGUAAUCUUACUACCUUGCCGCCACCUCGUCGCAUGCAAGGAAUGUGCCAUCAACAUGGUUGAAUUCGGUGCAGGCGGCAACAUUAUCCACACCGACGAAGCCACAACUGCAACCACGGGCGGUGAAACUUCCGCUACAGAAGCUCCAGCUCCAACACCCGCCACGAUCUCCCAGAACAUCCGGAGAAAGCGAAAGGCAAAAGGCUGGUUCUGCCCCGUCUGCCGUCAACCUUACACCUCGCUCUUGCGGAUAUCAACGGCACCUCCGACAAAGGAUAUAUCUGACGACGAACAUCGUACAUCCAUCGAUGGGCACGAGCAUGAAGAUGACGAGCACGACCACGAACACGAACACGAACACGACCAUGAGCGUGAGGACGAGGAUGACGAGCACCCUCUGUCCACCGGAGCACCAGCAUCUGGUCGCAUGUUUAAUAGUCUCCGCUCAGGCCUCAUGCGUCUGAGCGUGGCACGUUCUGAUGGCGGGCACACCGCCGAGGGCACAGAAACCCAGCAUCCCACAGAGGUGCCUGCGUCAAUUGUUUAGGGAUCGAUGGCUCGACCAGUGUUUGUUGUAUGUGAUGUGUAGGCUGAUGUAGGCUGAUGUAGUACUCUAUAUGGUUUAGGCUGGGUUACUAAGGCCAUGUUUGUGGUUGGCUCCUUGUUUACGAACACUCAAUUUUUUUUCGUACUGAUUACUCGUAUUGUUUUAUGUCUAGUUUCGUUUCACUCUUGGAUCUUCAUUGUACCGAUACCGUACUCUUAAAUUAUCGGGUGCAAAUUAUUAAAAAUGCCAUGAACUGUA
This is a messenger RNA of Suillus clintonianus, 2184 nucleotides long. RefSeq lists its product as uncharacterized. Gene Ontology annotation, cellular component: cytoplasm. The transcript is spliced from 5 exons. Gene Ontology annotation, biological process: protein ubiquitination. The record is from RefSeq and is a predicted model, not a curated record. Lineage: Eukaryota; Fungi; Basidiomycota; Agaricomycetes; Boletales; Suillaceae. The coding region runs from base 103 to 1926 and encodes 607 amino acids. Gene Ontology annotation, molecular function: ubiquitin protein ligase activity.